GUGUUCUCCAUUGUGGUGUUUGGCUCCAUUGUCAAUGAAGGGUACGUGAACCGCCUGGACGAGACACAGGAGCACUGCAUUUUCAACCGUAAUCGCAAUGCCUGCAACUAUGGCAUUACCGUGGGUGUCCUCGCCUUCCUCAGCUGCCUUCUUUACCUGGCUCUGGAUGCCUACUUCCCGCAGAUCAGCAGCGUCAAGGACCGCAAGAAGGCAGUGCUCUCGGACAUCGGAGUCUCGGCCUUUUGGGCAUUUCUCUGGUUCGUUGGCUUCUGCUUUCUGACCAACCAGUGGCAAGCUUCAAAAGAAGAGGACAACCCAAUGAAUGAGGGAGGGGAUGCAGCCCGAGCAGCCAUCACGUUCUCGUUCUUCUCCAUCUUCACCUGGGUGAGUACAGCAGCCAUGAUGUUGGAUCAA
This is a messenger RNA of Leptosomus discolor (cuckoo roller), 414 nucleotides long. Lineage: Eukaryota; Metazoa; Chordata; Aves; Leptosomiformes; Leptosomidae. The record is from RefSeq and is a predicted model, not a curated record.